UGCCUGGGAAGAAGAAGAAGAAGUUACGGAAGUACGGCUUCCAAACAGAUUCCCGUUGAAAGUGUAAAAUACAGCUGAUCGCCUUCUUUCCUUUAAAACCAAUCAAAUCUCGGACUAACCAUUUCACAAUAAGACGAUGGGCACUAGAGAUGACGAAUAUGACUAUUUGUUCAAAGUGGUCCUUAUCGGCGACUCGGGCGUGGGAAAGAGUAACCUGCUGUCGCGUUUCACCCGCAACGAGUUCAACCUGGAGAGUAAGAGCACCAUCGGAGUCGAGUUUGCCACGCGCAGCAUCCAGGUGGACGGCAAGACGGUGAAGGCCCAGAUCUGGGACACGGCUGGACAGGAGCGCUACCGUGCCAUCACAUCAGCGUACUACCGCGGGGCGGUGGGGGCGCUCCUGGUCUACGACAUCGCCAAGCAUCUAACUUACGAGAACGUGGAGCGUUGGCUGAAGGAGCUGAGGGAUCACGCUGACAGCAACAUCGUCAUCAUGCUGGUGGGCAACAAGAGCGACCUGCGCCACCUCCGGGCCGUUCCCACCGACGAGGCCCGGGCUUUUGCUGAGAAGAACGGUUUGUCUUUCCUGGAGACGUCGGCUCUGGACUCCACCAACGUUGAGACGGCCUUCCAGACCAUUCUCACAGAGAUCUACCGUAUUGUCUCCCAGAAGCAGAUGUCAGAGCGUCAGGAGAGCGACAUGUCCCCCAGUAACAACGUGGUCAACAUCCAGGUGCAGCCCACUGAGAACAAACCAAAGAUGCAGUGCUGUCAGAACAUCUAGCCCAGCCACGGAUCUGCUGCUACCUCCCCCCCCCCCCCCCCCUCUCCCACAGUCCACACCUCCCCCCUCCUGCCUCCCCCUCUACCCGGCUCCCGACUGUCCCCGGCUCACAACUCCUCAGCCCCUCUCCUCAGAAAAUAGACUGCCUCUGUGUACUGCGUGGUGUGUGAGGGACGAGCCACAGCUUCAGGGCUGUGACCCGAACUCUGCACCUACCUGUACCUACCUCCCCCACCCAACCCCCACCUCCCCCCCUUGCCCUAGGUAAAUAUAUCCCAGUAUAAGAAGAAGUCACCGCGUGGGGUGGCCCCCCAGGCAGAGCCCCUGUCUUUAGGUUUCUGCAGGACAGCAGGCAGCAGGCAUUUCAUAUCACUUUAGAUUUCAUUACUGUAGAUGCGCUGACAUGUCACAGAAAUGUCUUAAUAUAUGAAUGUGAUUUGUUUUCCUCUCUUUUCUUCAUACUCUGUGCUCCUGUUGAUUUCUCCACUUUUUUAUGAUCUUUCUCUGUCUUGUAUCAUAUAUCUACUCUAAGGUAUAUAUGAAUUUAAAGCACAUCGAAGUUGCUCUGAAGUGUAUUCCUAUAUACAAGCUUCUCCUGUCAUUUUAGGCACCCCCCUCUCCUCUUUAGUGCAAUGUACUGUUUUGGAUGUACGGAGCACAGUGUAGAUGCGUGUGCUCCGGUAGUGUCAGGCCAUGUGAUCUGAUUGCUGUGAAUAUGACGGUAGUGAAACAUAGAAUCUUUUGCAUUCGCCAGGCGCCAGAGUGUGAGCUUAGCAUGCGGCACGCAGCCUCGUGAGCGAUGUUGUCACCGCGGUUACAGCGGGUGGCAGGUGUGGACCAGCUUUGCAUGUCUUUAAAAGAUGGCACUCUGCUGUGCUGCAUGUGUGUGGAACACUAUCAUUGUCUAAAGGGCGAGUAACUUUAAGCUGAACGCAGCUCCUGUACAUUCGUGUUGUCCUUCUUUAAAUCUCAGUGUGGCAUCGUACGGAGAUGCUCAUGCUGAUCGAAAGACGUGUUCGUCCAUCGGGCUUUCCUGCUCCAACAUUAGGAAAAUGGUAUGCAUUCUUUUUUUUGACAUAUUUGACUACAACUAUGCAGAAACUAGCACACGGCUGUUCGGAUUUUUGUCUUAGUGCACUUCUAUAGCUAAUGAAGGAAUUUUAAAAAAAAAAAAAACAGUGAAAGUAUUCUCGUAUGACAUUCCUAUGAUACUCACUAAUAUUAUAAUUAAAAA
Messenger RNA from Toxotes jaculatrix (banded archerfish), 2018 nucleotides. It is a transcript of the gene rab11a, whose product is annotated as RAB11a, member RAS oncogene family. Gene Ontology annotation, biological process: exocytosis; neurotransmitter receptor transport, endosome to postsynaptic membrane; melanosome transport. NCBI's taxonomy places the organism in Eukaryota, Metazoa, Chordata, Actinopteri, Toxotidae. The record is from RefSeq and is a predicted model, not a curated record. The transcript has 5 exons. Gene Ontology annotation, molecular function: GTP binding; GTPase activity. Gene Ontology annotation, cellular component: transport vesicle; axon; postsynaptic recycling endosome. Bases 137 to 784 code for a protein of 215 amino acids.